AUGCCAUCCUUCAAAAAGUUCGACUUGAACAAGCAGAGUGUCGAGGUCCCCGGCACCCGCACCCCCGGAGCCACUGGCCACUACAGACACGCCGGGUUUGCGGACGAACUGGUCGACAACAUCCGCGCCGACCCCACAGUCAAGACCCUCUACGACCUCUUCCAGAGCUCAUUGGUAAAGUUCCAAGACAAGGACAUGCUCGGUUCUCGCAACUAUGACCCGGUGACAAAGUCCUGGAGCGGAUACAACUGGCAGUCAUACCGCCAGGUCGACCAGCGCACCAACGCCUUUGGAAGCGGUGUCAUGCACAUCAACGAGGCAGUCCUCGGCGGCACCCAGUUGAACCGCUGGUCCCUUGGUAUCUGGUCUCUCAACCGUCCUGAAUGGUUCAUCUCGGAGAUGAUCUGUAACUACUACAACCUCGUCUCGGUCCCCCUCUACGAGACUCUCGGACCAGACGCGGUUGAGUAUGUCAUGAACCACGCCGAGAUCAAGAUCGCCGUCGUCAGUGGCAACCACGUCGCAUCACUGUUGGAGAUGUCAGACAAGUUGCCUCACCUCAGGGCCAUCAUCAGCAUGGACUCGCUUGCUGAGGGCGCCCCUGCCCCUGGUGUCUCCUCUGCUUCUUCGAUCCUCCGUGCCUGGAGCAACGACAGGGGUAUCAAGAUCUAUGACUUCCAGCAGGUCGAGGCCCUUGGCCGUGAAUACCCUCGUCGCCAUAUCCCUCCCCAGCCCGAAGAAGCACAUAUUAUGGGACGUGUGAUCGACACCAACUCUGCGUACUCUGGCUGCAGAAUCGGAUACUUCCGCGGAGACUUGUUGUUGUUGAUGGAUGAUAUCGUCGAACUCAAGCCCACCUUCUUCCCCACGGUUCCCCGCCUGCUCAACCGCAUCUACGCCAAGGUCGUCGCUUCGACCGUUGAUGCCCCCGGAUUGGUCGGCAAGCUCGCUCGUCGCGGUGUUGCUACAAAGUUGGCCAACUUGGAGGCAGGAAAGGGCGUUACCCACCCUCUGUGGGACCGUCUUUUGUUCAACAAGGUCAAAAUGGCCCUUGGAGGAAACGUCCAGGCGAUCUUGACGGGAUCUGCUCCUAUUGCUAAGGAGGUCUUGAACUUUUUGCGUAUCGCCUUUGGAUGUACUAUCCUUGAGGGUUAUGGAGCCACCGAGGGCAUGGCCACCGCCACUAUCACCAUGGCCGACGAGCACCAGUCUGGAAUCGUCGGAUGCCCUCGUGCAGGAGUGGAGCUCAAGUUGGCGGAUGUCCCCGAGAUGAACUACUUUGCGACGGACAAGCCCUUCCCCCGAGGCGAGAUCAUGAUCCGUGGAGCGACUGUUUUCAAGGGUUACUACAAGGACGAGAAGAACACGCUUGAUACUAUCGACAAUGAGGGUUGGCUCAAGUCUGGCGAUAUUGGAUUCAUCGAUAACCGUGGGUGCCUUACUAUUAUCGAUCGCAAAAAGAACAUCUUCAAGCUGGCGCAAGGAGAAUACAUUGCACCAGAAAAGAUCGAAAACGUCCUCCAGUCAAGAUGCAACCUCGUCAUGCAGAUCUACGUCCACGGUGACUCUCUCGAAUCAACCCUCGUCUGCAUCGCCAUCCCGGACCCCGAAACCUUCCUCCCCUUCGCCAACUCCAUCGCAGGCACAAAAGUAACCAUGGCUGACGGCAAAGGACUCGCCAAAUUACUCAAAGACCCCAAGGUCAAGACUGCAUACUUGAAGGAGCUCGAGAAGGCGGGUCAGGCUGGUGGGCUGAGAGGGUUUGAGAUUGUGAAGAGGGUUCAUUUGUCGAUGGAUAUGUUCUCUGUUGAAAAUAAUAUGAUGACGCCUACUUCCAAGGUGCGCCGUCCACAGGUCAAGGAGUACUUUUUGGAGGACAUUAAGGGAAUGUAUGAGGAUAUUCAUUCCACCACCGUCGUCGCCAAGCUGUAA
Linnemannia hyalina is the source of this 1932-nucleotide messenger RNA. The record is from the annotation of a GenBank genome assembly. NCBI's taxonomy places the organism in Eukaryota, Fungi, Mortierellomycota, Mortierellomycetes, Mortierellales, Mortierellaceae.